Messenger RNA from Manduca sexta (tobacco hornworm), 897 nucleotides. It is a transcript of the gene GSTe2, whose product is annotated as glutathione S-transferase 1-like. The transcript has a single exon. Gene Ontology annotation, biological process: glutathione metabolic process. NCBI's taxonomy places the organism in Eukaryota, Metazoa, Arthropoda, Insecta, Lepidoptera, Sphingidae. Gene Ontology annotation, molecular function: glutathione transferase activity. The record is from RefSeq and is a predicted model, not a curated record. The coding region runs from base 61 to 708 and encodes 215 amino acids.
UCUACAAGAUAAAAUAGGAAUUUCGAUAAACUUCCAUCAGUGUAACGCAAAACCGCGAAAAUGCCGAUCGUUCUUUACAAAACAAACGUGAGCCCCCCGGCUAGGGCAACUUUAAUGAUAAUCGACAUUUUGGGGAUCAAAGUUGAGACUAAAGAAGUCAAUCUACCCGGAAGAGAGCAUUACACCCCGGAAUACUUAGAAAAGAACCCACUUCACACCGUGCCAUUGUUGGAAGACGACGAUUUAACACUCGCAGAUAGCCAUGCGAUCAUAACCUAUCUUGUCUCAAAAUACGGAGGUGACGAGCACGAGAAAUUGUACCCUAAGGAGCUGAAGGCAAGAGCGAUAGUCGACCAACGGUUGUAUUUCGACGCAACUGUUUUGUUCCAACGACUUAUAAGUGUAAUUUACGGAGUUGUGAAAAGGAACCAGAAGCUUAGCGAUCAGCAAAUAGCCGACAUUAUUGAAGGUUAUGAUAUCUUGGAAAAGUAUUUGAGUAAGACUGCGUAUGUUGCGGGGGACGACGUCACCGUCGCCGACGUGUCGUGCGUUGCUACUUUAUCAUCAUUGAAUAGCAUUGUGCCGGUAGAUAAGAAAUAUAUCAAAAUACAUAACUGGUGGGGACAAUUGCAAAAUGAAGAAUGGUAUCAGAAGAUAAAUGUUCCAGGCAUGAAAUUGUUGGAUGGGUUUAUUAAGCAAUUUUUAUAAUCAUGUACCUAUGUAUAAAAUGUUUAGAAGCAACAAUGUUCAAAAUAUGUAUGUUACUUUUAUUAAAUAUUGAGAUUUCCGUAACUCAAGAGCACUGUUAUGUUUUGUGAGUAAUUUUGGUUUAUACUUAUUUAAAUGUUAUUAUUUUAUAUUACUUAAUAAAUAUACCAUAUAUUUACGCAAUAUUAA